AUGGCUUCUUUUCAAAAAAAAUCCCUGUUUUUCCACUCCCUGUCCUUCAUCUUCAUUGUCCCUUCCAUUGCACAAACCUGCAAUUCAUACACUUUCCCCAACCACAUCACCUAUGCCGCAUGCAACAAUCUACCAACCUUAGAAUCAUCACUUCAUUGGAACUACCACCCAUCCACACGCACAGUUGAUGUAGCAUUCAAGAAAUCGAAUGCAGGAGACUCUAGUUGGAUCGCUUGGGCCAUCAACCCUACUUCAAAGGGUAUGGUGGGUUCACAAGCAUUCGUUGCGUUUCGAAAAUCUGAUGGAAGUUUCAGGGCCUACACUUCACCCAUUACCAGUUACGCGACUCUAUUGCAAGAGGGUCAACUCAGCUUCCCUGUUCACAGUGUUUCAGGAACUUAUGCGAAUGGAAGCAUGCUCAUCUUUGCCAGUCUGCGACUUCCAGAGAACACAACCGUGGUGAAUCAUGUUUGGCAAGAAGGGUUGGUGUCUGAUGAUGGGACUCUGAAAGCUCAUGCUAUGGCAGGAUCUAAUCUUCAGUCUUUUGGAACCUUGGAUUUUGUUUCCGGGAAAGUUGAAGAAACUGGAUCAAAAGUGAACUCUAAAAGAACCACACUCAGAAAUGUAAGAACGAAUUCCUCUGUUUUACUUGUAGUUCUUUAUUUUUUAUUUGUUACCUUCAGGCCUAAGAAUGAUCACAGGAACAGAAUAUUUUGGAACAUUUUUCACUACGCAAUUGGCUAUUCAACAAUUGUCUUAUCGAUUUUGAAUAUCUUCAAAGGCUUUGACAUUCUCCAUGCCCAUAUGAUGUGGAAGAAAAUCUAUCUUGGGAUAAUCAUAUCCCUGGCCGUGAUUGCUCUGAUGUUGCAGAUUUGGUGGUGCAAGAAGAGGUUCAACUCUAAGGAAAGUGAUGACACCAACCAAGAGAUUCCCUUAGUUUAG
Messenger RNA from Lotus japonicus, 942 nucleotides. Its product is annotated as cytochrome b561 and DOMON domain-containing protein At5g48750-like. Bases 1 to 942 code for a protein of 313 amino acids. Lineage: Eukaryota; Viridiplantae; Streptophyta; Magnoliopsida; Fabales; Fabaceae. The record is from RefSeq and is a predicted model, not a curated record. The transcript has 2 exons.